Paramacrobiotus metropolitanus is the source of this 1464-nucleotide messenger RNA. Its product is annotated as receptor-type guanylate cyclase gcy-11-like. Gene Ontology annotation, biological process: cGMP biosynthetic process; protein phosphorylation; receptor guanylyl cyclase signaling pathway. The transcript is spliced from 8 exons. NCBI's taxonomy places the organism in Eukaryota, Metazoa, Tardigrada, Eutardigrada, Parachela, Macrobiotidae. The record is from RefSeq and is a predicted model, not a curated record. Gene Ontology annotation, molecular function: ATP binding; peptide receptor activity; guanylate cyclase activity. Bases 297 to 1151 code for a protein of 284 amino acids.
CGUUUCUAGAUUUGGCAACGCGUGCCUUUGUUCUUUCUUCCUGCUAUUACGCAGUAUUUGUCAGCCUUUAUUGUCUAAUAAAGACGCAUCGUGAGCUCCUCGCCAUAGUCUGUUCAAAAGAUAAACUUUUUUUGCAUUUUCAAACAUCGAAUCCAAAGAAUGCACGAUUUUUGGUGGAAGAUGCCGAUUGACAGACUUGCAGACAUCCAGGCGAUACCACAUUUAAAAUCGCUAAACCUACGAAAUGUGAAUUCUUUCGCCGGCAAGUGCUUAAUGGUACCCGAAGAGCAAAUUCUAUGGGUGCGGAACUCUGGAGUUCCUCCGAACGCGCCGUUCCCCGACCGGAAAUCGCUUUAUGCGCUACGGAAGCUGCGGGAGUUCUCGCAUCCCAAUGUCGGACUGUUAAACGGGAUUGUAUGCCAUCCAUCAUAUUCUUCUCUGAAACGACAUGGGCUCCUCCAUCCAAAGAGAUGUCUGGUUAUAAGCGCUUCGUUUUGCAAAUCUCCGGGCUGGCACACAUAGACAUUGUAAAAGACAUUAGCCAGGAAAAGGACAUAAGCUACGUUGCCCCCGAAUUGCGAGGGCAAAGCAUGGAUUUGUGGAGCCGGUCAACAACUUCAGCGAUAUCUUUGUAUUUUUCAGUAUAUUAUGUAAUCUGGCUGCUGCUACCCGAGUACACGUACCAAGGUGCUACAGGAUUUAACAAUUUUACCGCACAAACACAAGAACACAGUAAUAUUUCUCCAGCAGUUGCUGCUGAAUUUCAGUCACUCAUAGCCAAAUGCCGGGAAAUUGACCCCGGUCAACGACCAACGAUAAGUGUCAUUCGAAGAGUGUUUUCCAGAAUGUUUAAUACCGGCAAAAGAAACCUUACCGAUAACAUUCUUCAACGGUUGCAAAGACACGCGCUUCAGCUGGAAGAUGCAGUUACGGAGCGAACCCAUGAACUUGUUAAAGAAAUCGACGCCAGUCAGACCCUGCUGAGUGAACUGCUUCCAAGACAAAUUGUCAUACGGCUGAAAACUGAGAAAACCAUCCAACCCGAACAUUUCGAGUGCAUCUCCCUGAUGUUCUCGUACACUGUUGGCUUCGCUGAAUUUGUUAUCGACAAACACAGAUUAUCCUUUGUUAAUAAUCAAAUUCCUGGAUGAAAUGUUUCUAUCGUUCGACAACAUCGUGGGUCGCUAUGAUGCGUACAAGGUGGAGACUAUCAAUGACAGUUAUAUGGAUGCCAGCGGUGUACCAGAGCGCAAUGAAAUACGUCAUGCCCAAGAAAUCUGCUUUUGCGCUCAGGGAUUCCGAAAAGCUUUUCCAGAAAUUGCCGGACGCAUGCCGCAUAGUUUGAGCGUAAAAAUAAGAAUAAAUACCGGUAUCUGUAAUUAAUAGUGAUACAAAAACGCCAACGUCAAAAAAUAACCGCCUAACUGGUUGUAGGACCAUGCGUCGCCGGAAUUGUCGGUACAA